This is a messenger RNA of Theileria orientalis strain Shintoku, 1113 nucleotides long. Its product is annotated as hexose transporter. The coding region runs from base 1 to 1113 and encodes 370 amino acids. Gene Ontology annotation, cellular component: membrane. The record is from RefSeq and is a predicted model, not a curated record. Gene Ontology annotation, biological process: transmembrane transport; carbohydrate transport. Gene Ontology annotation, molecular function: carbohydrate:proton symporter activity. Lineage: Eukaryota; Apicomplexa; Aconoidasida; Piroplasmida; Theileriidae. The transcript has a single exon.
AUGGCCUCCGUGAACUUUGGGAUGUUGUUUGUCGGACGCUUGGUGUCAGGCAUGGGAAUCGGUCUCUCGGCACUAGCCCCCGUGUUCCUGGUUGAAAUCUGUAACCCGGACUCCAGGGGUGCCUUUGCCGUGAUUUACCCCCUGUUCAUCACUUUCGGACAGCUUCUGUCGACUGGGUGGCAGCUGCUCCACAUGCGAAUUGUUGACAAUCUCGACGAGUUCGGAAAGCCCUUUGCGCUCAACGACAUGGAUAAGUUCAUAUGGCGUGCCGCUCAGGGUUUGCCAAUAAUUUGUUCAGUGAUCGGCCUCGUCUUGAUCCACUUUGUGUUCACCUACAACACGCCCUGCGAGCUCAUCGCAGCCGGAAAGACCGAUGAGGCUCGCGACCUCAUUGCCAAGUUGCACGACGUGAUAUUGGUCGACAAGAUAUAUAACGAGUUCGACAGGGACCAGGAGGUCGCCAAGACCACGCCGAACAUUCCGUUCAUAAAGGCUAUAAGGAACCCCAAGUACAGAAAGCCCAUAGUUCACUCUUUCGUCCUUGCGGCUCUCCAGCAGCUCACUGGUAUAACUAUUCUCACAUCGAAUGUAGCUGAAUUAUUUGCCCAGUUCAUGGGAAGGACUUAUAAGUCGACGGUUAUGUGUUCGCUCAUCAACAUAAUCAACUUUAUAUGUACCAUAGUUUUGUCUCUCAUCAUCAACAAGUACGGUAGAAAAACUCUGCUCACGUAUGGUAUGGCGGUGUCGACGCUCUUCUGCACUCUCGCCGCAUUCAGUAAGCCGAUUGGUAAGGAGGCUUCGUGGGUUGGAAUAAGCACUGCAGUUGGUUCUUUCGGCUUUGUUUUAGGUUUUGCACUUUCCAUGGGUGGUGUCACUUGGGUUUACUUAUCCGAGGUGUACGCUAAUGAGUAUAAAAACGGCGCCUACAGUAUUGCCGUUUUCAUUAACUGGAUGUGCGCCUCCAUUUCCCUCAUUAUCUCCGAGUUUCUGAUUUCUUAUUCUGAGGUUCUUGUUAACGUGAUUCUCUUUGGCUUCUGCAUCUUCAACCUUAUUUACGUCAUCAUAUUCAUUAAGGAAACCAAAGGAGUACCACCGGGCAAGGCAUAUGAUUAA